Folsomia candida is the source of this 1621-nucleotide messenger RNA. Its product is annotated as ammonium transporter 1. Gene Ontology annotation, molecular function: ammonium channel activity. Gene Ontology annotation, cellular component: plasma membrane. Gene Ontology annotation, biological process: ammonium transmembrane transport. The record is from RefSeq and is a predicted model, not a curated record. The transcript is spliced from 4 exons. The coding region runs from base 82 to 1515 and encodes 477 amino acids. Lineage: Eukaryota; Metazoa; Arthropoda; Collembola; Entomobryomorpha; Isotomidae.
CAGCUCGUCAUUCCGUUAAGGUCACCCUUUCCACGCGUGAGAGAGAGUUUUUUGGUGUACUAAAUUUUCGAAAUUUCGAAAAUGGAAGAAAUUUUCCGACUUGAAAACGACACGGAUUGGAUUGAAAAUGUGACGAUACGAUUGAAGGAAGAUGACGAAGUGGUCGCUUACACGUAUGCACCCGGCGAUGCGGCGUGGACCUUGGUGUCGACGGCGAUGGUGUGGCUGAUGGUGCCGGGGGUGGGGUUCCUCUACUGCGGAAUGGCCAGGAGUAAGAGUGCCCUUUCCUUACUGUCGCUGUGUCUUUGGUCGACGGCGAUUGUUUCGGUGCAGUGGUUCCUGUUCGGCUAUUCUCUCUCCUUCAGUAACAAGGGGAACGAGAUAAUUGGUCAUUUCGACAAAGCCUUCCUCAUGGGCGUGGCUGAUGCUCCGUCUGAAGCAAACCCUAGAAUUCCAGAAAUCUUGUUUUGCAUUUACCAAGGAAUGUUUGCAGCAAUUACGCCAGCCCUCGUUAUUGGCUCGACGGCGGAAAGGGGUCGAUUUCUACCAACAAUUCUCUUCAUGUUUCUGUGGACAACGUUAGUUUAUGACUUCAUCUGCUACUGGGUGUGGGGUCCGAAUGGGUGGUACUUCGUUCUAGGAGGCCUCGACUUCGCCGGCGGCCUUCCCGUUCACCUCGCAUCGGGCGUGAGUGCGGCGGUGUACGCGUGGCUUUUGGAGGAGCGAGAAGAUCAUAUUAAGGACGCCAAGCCACACAACAUCGUCCAAGUCAUCUUGGGAACGUCGCUUAUCUGGUUUGGAUACUUUGGAUUUAACGGCGGCUCAGCGAUGGGGGCAAAUACUCGGGCCGCGAUUGUUGUCUGCAACACAAAUAUUUCCGCUUGUGUGGGUGCAGUCACGUGGGCGCUGAUGGAUUACGCGAGGGAUAAGAAGUUUUCUUCUUUGAGCUUCUGUUUCGGGGCGAUCAGUGGACUUGUGACAGUAACUCCAGCCUCCGGUUUUAUCCUACCCGCUGCUUCACUCGCAUUCGGAUUUCUUGGCGCUGUCGGAUGUCGUGCCGCCGUUCAGUUAAAGAAACUCGUCUCUGUUGACGAUGCCCUCGAUGUUCUUGCAAUUCACGGCGUGGGCGGCGGUCUGGGGACCAUUCUGUGCGGAAUAUUUGCACAAAACGAUAUCACCGGUUUGGACGGGAUGAGUGCUAUUCCAGGCGGGUGGUUGGAUGGGAUUGAAGCCCGCUGGAUUCAAAUCGUUUACCAGUUAGCUGGUUGUGGUGCUGCGACCGUGUGGUCCGUCUUUGUCACUUUUGCGAUUUUGUUCGUGAUGAAUAAAAUUCCGGGGUUGAAACUUCGCGUUAAUUCGCACACGGCCGGCGCAGGGAUUGAUAGUAUGCAGAUGGGUGAAAAGGCGUAUGAAUAUGACCCAGUCCCCACGCAUGCGCCAGAACAUUCUGGCGCGAGGAGGGGCAGCAUUGCGGCAGCGCUGCAUCACAUCAAAAGGAUGACGGUGAACGAUUAAAUUUACAAUGAUGCAAUUGUAAUACGUGAUUUCGUAUUGUAGUAAUUUCUUUUGGAAUUAUUAAUUGAUGUAUAAAGAUGGAAUAAAUAAAUAUUCGAAAAUGACA